AUACAGUAGGCCUGAGCGAAGGGCAGCAGUGCAAGAGGGGCGCCUUUUCUCGCAUCUUGGCCAACCGGGGAGAGGCGAGUGGUCUGUCUUUUUGCUUCUUCUUGGGGGGUCUGACGCAGCGCUGGCAUGGACAGCUGUUCUGCUUUGAUUAACCAGCAGCAGUGCUAGUACAGUAUAGACUAGGAUGUUUUUGCUGGUCCCCCUCACACCCUCUUGGUUUCUUCUCGGCCUCUUUAUUUUUUCCUUCUCGAGCUCGCUCGAUUUUAAUUUGCCAGGCCCUUGGGCUGGAAUUUCCUGUUUGGGGGUGGAGCAGGUCCGGCACAAGUGUUUUAGCGUGGAGAAGGGUUUCUGGCCUGAGCGUCGGCCCUAGCCCAAUGUGGGAAUGAUGGAGAAGGGGCAUGAUGGGUAGGUACUUUGUACUUACCCGACGAGCAUCUGGAUUGUGGCGAAAAAGGAACGGGACGAGUCGGCGUUUGUCUAAGAGGGCGAGGGCGCCAGGCCUCUGCUGCGCGAGCUGUGUGCGCGGGUGUGGGUGCGUGUGUGCUCGUGGAUGCUGCUGGGACUGGCUGGGCUGCAGGGUUACAGAAAAGAGAAGAGAAAAAAAAAAAAUGUGCCGUGGGCUAGAGGCGCUAAGGCUUCAGGUUGGACGUUCGAGAAUGGCGC
Messenger RNA from Trichoderma atroviride IMI 206040, 663 nucleotides. The record is from RefSeq and is a predicted model, not a curated record. Lineage: Eukaryota; Fungi; Ascomycota; Sordariomycetes; Hypocreales; Hypocreaceae.